Molecule: messenger RNA, 1174 nt
Organism: Alnus glutinosa
Lineage: Eukaryota; Viridiplantae; Streptophyta; Magnoliopsida; Fagales; Betulaceae
Product: ACT domain-containing protein ACR12
Exons: 10
Coding region: 190-1065 (291 amino acids)
Cellular component (GO): chloroplast stroma; chloroplast thylakoid membrane
Source: RefSeq, a predicted model, not a curated record
UUGUUAGAAAAAGAACAAAAAUAUCUUUCCAUUGACCUUUUCAUGUGCAAUCCGACGUGGCCUUCAACCAGCUCUCGUCGCUUCUACCCAAGUGACGCAACGCGAAACCAACCGCUCCUACUUCUCUCGAUCUCGAAACCCCAAUUUGCAUAGCAGCGUGUACACUGAGUCUGCCAAUCAACCAUUUCCAUGGCUCUCGCAAACACCGCCUUCUUCGCCUCUUCCUUUUCCCUCCUUCGAUCUAGGUUUUCUGGUCUCGAUUUCACUCCACAACUCUCUCCGUGCGAGUCAAUCAAGGUUUUCCAACUCCGCCACGACUGCACUGAGCCUGUACUCACUUUCUCGAGGAAAAACAAUAUUUUGCAUGCAUCUACGGAUGGUUUGAAUGCAGUUGAUUCAACCUCAUUGAAGUGUGAUCAAGAUGCUGAUUAUGUCCCUAUGCCAAUGGUUCUAAUCGAUCAAGAUUCAGAUUCUGAUGCAACAAUUGUACAGCUCAGCUUUGGAGAUCGACUGGGAGCUCUUAUUGACACGAUGAAAGCAUUGAAAGAUUUGGGACUGGAUGUAUCAAAGGGAACUGUUUCUACUGAGGGAUCAGUAAAGCAAACAAAAUUUUUCAUUACGCGAUUAGACACUGGGCGCAAAGUUGAAGAUCCUGAUAUGUUGGAGAGAAUUCGACUUACUAUCAUUAGCAAUCUUUUGAAGUAUCAUCCAGAAUCUAGCGUGCAACUUGCUAUGGGUGAGGCUUUUGGAAUAAUAGCACCAGAAAAGAAGCUUGAUGUUGACAUUGCAACUCAUAUACAAGUCAAGGAAGAUGGACCUAAGAGGAGCUUACUUUAUAUAGAGACAGCAGAUAGACCUGGAUUACUGGUAGAAAUCAUCAAAAUUAUUGCUGAUAUAAACAUUGACGUGGAAUCGGCAGAGAUUGAUACAGAAGGACUGGUAGCCAAAGACAAGUUUCAUGUCAGCUACAGAGGGGCAGCAUUAAACAGUUCCCUGUCUCAGGUGUUGGUGAAUUGUCUACGCUAUUAUCUCCGAAGGCCGGAAACGGAUAUAGAUAGUUACUAAUACCUGGGAGUACCACUUCUUGGCUGUCAACCCAAUGUAACUGUUCUUGUACCAAUUAAAUCAUCCUUGAGCUAUAAAAUUCCUCUGUUUGAAUUCUGUGCUUCAAGAA